ACCCAUAUGUUGGAGUAGCCAUGGCUCCUGGCAUGUCCAGUAUUGUUUUGUUAGCUCUAUAUGUGAUCCUGUCCCCUUGUGUAUCCGGGGACGACUGCCUGCGUUACACAGAAUGGAGCCCCUGGUUCCGUUUUCGGAGCGCCUUCUCCAGCUUUUGGAGUUCCCAGAAAUGCUUUACACAAUUUUGCUGCGGUGAAUGCUACAGCAGAUAUUGUUGUUCAGAUCCUUUCAGGAGGUUUGAUAAAGAUCAGCAAGAACAAUGUUUGAACACUGUUCGUACACUUUCUUUAACAACUGCCGUUACUGCUGUGAGCGUCUUCUUCUUAGUCCUCAUUUCAUUGUUCAUUGUCACCUGCUGCUGUGCCUGCCCUUCCUGCUGCCUGUACAAGAGGUUCCGCCAGCCAUGCUCUGUGAUAGCUACCACUACCCAAGCCACAGUGGUCACCACCACUCCUCAGCAGUACCCCCAGCAGCCGAUUGUAGUACCUGGGCCCUCUCAAUCCUAUUGGGGAAUGCCCAACCGCUCAGUACCAGCUCACCUUGGUUACCCAGCUCAGCCCAUGCCCAUGUCACAAGCAUUUACACCAGGACCACCACCAUCAUAUCAGGAAGCAAUCGAUUCUGCUUCCCCUCCACAACCGAUGCCUUACAAAUAGACGGCAUUCAGCCACGGCCAGCCAGCAUACCCUCCAAAAUCUCCAGACCAGCAGCAGUCCCAUGAACCACCUGCUAGCACUGAUGUCCUAGCUCAGCCUGCAAAUAACCCGGAUUUUGUUGCACCAGCACCCUACGCUGGAUAGUGAACAUACAUGCAUCAGUCAGAUAACAUUUUCAAACUUGGCCGAACUGGAAGCACGUACUUUGAUUUAAGAUGAGGAACUCCAGAGAAUCAUGGCUCAUGUAUUUUGGUGCCUGCACGUGGGAAUGUUGGGACAGUAAUGGUGCAUCAGUUCGGUUGAACAGUUUUCACGUGAAAAUGUUGAUAUGUGCAGUAUACAGUAUUAUAUAUAGUGAAAAAGUAUUUCCAUGCUUGCUGAUUUCUUAGUUUUUGGCAUAUUUGUCACUCAUUUUUUAAUGAUGAUUUCAU
Messenger RNA from Archocentrus centrarchus (flier cichlid), 1087 nucleotides. RefSeq names its product protein shisa-5-like. The record is from RefSeq and is a predicted model, not a curated record. Bases 21 to 656 code for a protein of 211 amino acids. NCBI's taxonomy places the organism in Eukaryota, Metazoa, Chordata, Actinopteri, Cichliformes, Cichlidae. The transcript has 5 exons.